Molecule: messenger RNA, 1908 nt
Organism: Trypanosoma rangeli
Lineage: Eukaryota; Euglenozoa; Kinetoplastea; Trypanosomatida; Trypanosomatidae
Product: adenosinetriphosphatase
Exons: 1
Coding region: 1-1908 (635 amino acids)
Biological process (GO): very long-chain fatty acid catabolic process; fatty acid beta-oxidation; peroxisome organization
Cellular component (GO): peroxisomal membrane
Molecular function (GO): ATP binding; long-chain fatty acid transmembrane transporter activity; ATP hydrolysis activity
Source: RefSeq, a predicted model, not a curated record
AUGCUUGUGGCACAGCUCCUCACGAAAAUUGAGGCGUCACCAACAGGACUCUCUCGCGCACUGCUGCUGUCUCUGGCCGCUCUGCUGCUUCACAGCAUCUAUCAGAGAGUAAAGUUGCGCCACGCCCCUAGCCACCCGCGGAGGCCCCUUCGAAGAAUCAAGGAGCCUCAUAGACGACCCAUCGUUCAGCUUGACAAAACACUUCUUCGUCGUAUUAGGGAACUUCUAUGCAUCUGUUUUCCCCACGUCUUCUCUUUGGAGUCCGGCUUGAUGCUAGUACUGACGUCGCUUAUUGUGCUCCGUACCACGCUAACACUCACGUUUUCCCGCAUAUCUGCAAACAAUACCAGAGCACUUGUUCAGAAAAACUUUAGUCACUUUAUUUUUGGGUUGUUUGAUCUUGCUUUGUACGCCAUCCCCGCAACAAUCACUAGCGUUGGUGUUACCUACACCACCGCCACCUUGGAACAACGGUUUCGUGAACGGUUGCAAAAUGCGCUUCACCAGGAGUACUUUGAAAAGCACAAGUUGCACGAUUUGGUAACGAAAAGCCUCGUGGACAAUCCGGCUCAUCGCGUGACAAAUGAUGUGCAGCGGUUCUGCAGCGACUUAUCGGGUCUGCUUCCUGCCGUAUUAAAGCCGAUUGUGGAUAUUACCAUUCUUUCUAAGGUGCUGGCUGGGUUUGGUGGCUAUGGUGUACCGCUGGUGCUGAUGUUGUACUACGCCUUUGUUGCUGCGGUGUUCCGUAUGCUGUUGCCAAACUUUGCGGAUUGGGUCACAAAGAGUCGAGAAAAGGAGGCUAAUUUGCGUUUGCUGCACGCACAGUUAGUUCAACAUGCGGAGGAGGUGGCAUUCUACCGUGGUGCGGAGAUGGAGGGGGCAAACGCUGAACGACUCUUGAAUUUAUUUGUUCGGUUGGAAUGGCGAUUGAAGCGGGCAAAGUGGUGGAGCACGUUUAUAAAUGACAUAAUGGUUAAAUAUGCUGCGACUGGCCUUGGCCAUGCUGUUUGCGCUGUUGUGGUUUCCAGGGAGAAGGCCCACUUAGGCGCGGCGGCAUUGACGGAACUCUUUGUCCGUUGCACACAGCUCUACAUUCCGUUGUCCUUGGCGCUGGGUAAAUUGUUGUCCCUCCACUUGAAGGUUGGUGCACUGUGCGGCAGUGCUCACCGUGUGGGGGAGUUGCGGGAUGUGCUUGCUGCCCUGCAGCCAGCUGACCAGGAUGCUCAUUCGCACGUGGUAGAGGUACCAAACAGCGAUCAAAUUGUAUUUAAAGAUGUGACUGUUAUUUCCCCCACUGGUCAAGGUGUGCUGCUCAAUUUUACAGCAAAUUUGAGGGCAGGACGCCACGUGCUGAUCAUGGGAUGCAACGGUGCUGGGAAGACGGCUCUCCUGCGGACGCUUUGGGGGUUGUGGCCGCUGCAGAGUGGCAUGGUGGAGCGCCCCACCAUGUUGGAGCUCAUGCUAUUGACGCAACGGACCUACCUUCCACCGGGCACACUCCGUACACAGCUGGUCUAUCCUGCAAUAGAGGGGGAGGGGCAGGCCCACGGAAUAAAAGACGAGAUACUCCUGCAUCUGGCUGCAGAACUAGGCCUGAGUGGUGUAGUGGAGCGGGAGGGGGGAUUAGAUGCUGAGAAGGAGUGGGGUGAGGUUCUUUCUGGUGGUGAACAACAACGCAUUGCCCUUGUUCGUGUCGUGGUUCAUUGCCCCAAAUUUGUGUUCCUUGACGAAUGUACCAGUGCCAUCUCGCAGGAUGUAGAACCACUGCUGUAUGGGAUGCUGCAGCGUCGGGGUGUAACGUUGAUUACUGUGUCUCAUCGUGAGACCCUAAAAACUCUCCACCAUGAGAUAGUAAGGAUGGAUGGGAUGGGUGGUUAUGACAUCUCUGUGAUAGGAGAUUUUCAAUAG